Zingiber officinale is the source of this 628-nucleotide messenger RNA. RefSeq lists its product as uncharacterized. The transcript is spliced from 4 exons. The record is from RefSeq and is a predicted model, not a curated record. Bases 103 to 393 code for a protein of 96 amino acids. NCBI's taxonomy places the organism in Eukaryota, Viridiplantae, Streptophyta, Magnoliopsida, Zingiberales, Zingiberaceae.
AUCUUUUAGUAGUAAUAACAAUUUGCUCCAGUUGGAAAUCCAAGUAACCCUAGAUUUUGUUUGGUAACUCUCUGGGAGCGAAAGGGACACCGAUCGACACUGAUGGCGGCACGGGCGGCGCUCAAGGCAGCGGCUUUCUCCAUCUCCCGUUCGUCGGCGGCCACGCAGUCGGCGAGGCUCGUCCCGCGCAGGGGCUUAGCCGGAGGCGGAGAUCAUCAUGGACCUCCGAAGGUUAACUUUUGGGAAGAUCCACUCAGCCCUGCUAAGUGGAAGGAAGAACAUAUGGUAAUUAUCUGUCUAUCCGGUUGGGGUUUGCUCAUCUAUAGUGGAUACAAGGCUUUUAGCGGAAAGAAGGAAAGCAAGCAAGAGGUGGGAGAGAAGGUCGGACAGUAGACGAACCUUCAAAGGUAUCAUGUUUCCUUAUAUAUUUAGCAUGCCAAUAAGCCACUCGAAAGACCAAUCGCACCUUCAAGUUUCGCUGAGUUUGUAAUUCUCCAGAGUCAUUCUCGUUUAUUAUUUUUCUUUUCUGUUCUUUAGACGGAGCUUUCGAAACCGAAAACUUUUUGAAGAUUUUUGAGAUCUUUUGCUUCCAAUGGCAAUGACAAACAUCUUUAUCUUCUUUAUGUCA